Anopheles coluzzii is the source of this 5737-nucleotide messenger RNA. RefSeq names its product protein ultraspiracle homolog (gene usp). Lineage: Eukaryota; Metazoa; Arthropoda; Insecta; Diptera; Culicidae. The transcript has 7 exons. Gene Ontology annotation, molecular function: nuclear receptor activity; RNA polymerase II cis-regulatory region sequence-specific DNA binding; nuclear steroid receptor activity. The record is from RefSeq and is a predicted model, not a curated record. Gene Ontology annotation, biological process: positive regulation of transcription by RNA polymerase II; cell differentiation; cellular response to ecdysone. The coding region runs from base 1378 to 2922 and encodes 514 amino acids. Gene Ontology annotation, cellular component: activator ecdysone receptor complex; nucleus.
ACGAGCCGUCCGAGACGGCUAGACGCGUGAUGUGUCGUACCUGUGGAAUUGGUUGCAAAAAAAAAGCUUCGUCUACCGUGCUAACAGGAAGCGUCUAUAUUUUGGUUCCCACUUGUUCCUGUGUGCGCGAGUUAUCACCGUUGGCCGGUUGAGUCAGCAGCCCAUGUGAGGAUUGCGCUUUUUGUCUGCGUCCCCAAUUCCGGGUCCGGGGACAAGGUCUACGAAUGGAAGUGUUUGCGCCGAAUUGUGUCAGUCUGCCGAGUGUGUUACACGCGUCAAUACUUGCUCGUCAUCGAAAGCAUUUAAUAUCAAACAGUGUAAAUCGUUGCAAAGAUUCAGCUACAACGUUAGCAAUUUUUGUAAACAUCGAUUGAAAUGUGAAAUUUCGCCGUUGCAAAGUGAUGUGUGCGGCUUGUUAAACAUUCCUCCCAAAUUCAUUUCUGCACGCUACAAUGUACAGGAUGUUAACUUAAUUACAGGCUUUAACGCGUGUAUCGAAACGGAUUAAUAAAAGAAAAUAAAUGGCUGAGAAGAGACGGUCGAAUGCACCACCAAUGGCAACAAUGUAAUGUGUAAACAUAGGGUGUGAAAAAAAAACGCGAACUGCAUGAGCUUUGUGUGGAGUAAAAAGAAGAUCGCUCAAAUCGCAUGUGCAGAAGUAAAAAAAAAAUCGAUUACAAAUCAAAUCAAUGUGUGUACUAACGAUAGAGUUGUGUGUUUUGCUGCAGUGAGGUUUAAGCGUGUUUCGAACGAUUUGUUCGAAGCGAUCAAGUGAGAGGGAAAGCAAGAGAGGAAAAAAGCGCUUUUGCACGGGUAACUGGGAAGCUAUCACUGGUUUUACUAUCAUCUUCAUCACCAGCACCAGUCAGCUUGGUUAUGCUCAACCGCAUAAUCAAAUGCAUGUUGUGAAACGAAGCAUUUGAGCUUUGUGUGCUUUAUCGUUGUUAUUGUGAAGAUAAACAAAGCUUGCUUUAACGAUCAAGGGGCGCAACGGAGAAGAACGUAGCUGGAUCGAACCGGUGCAUUAAAUGCAAUUUAGCGAUAGGACGGAACUGUGUGGUGGUGGUGCGCAGUGUAAUUGCUCACCCGGGGUAGGCGUCACCAUAUGUGCUGAUGAGCGCACACACGCUCGGUUGAAAUCGAAAGUGUGAAUCCCCUUUUAUCAAUCAAUUUCUCUGCUUUUUGUACCAUCUCGGACCUAUUCAACACAUUUAGAGAGUGAAAUUAGUGGCCAAAACAGUGAUCCAUCAUCGUCAGCGGAACGGUCGGUAAGCGGUUGAUAUACGUACAGUGCAGUGCAGUGCUUGAAGUGCAUCGUCCAACACCGUGACAGUUUGGCCAGACAGAGCCGUGUCGAUGUUUCGCCCCGCAUAGUUUAUGCACCGUGCCCCCGUUGUCAUCAUGCUGAAGAAGGAGAAACCGAUGCUGUCGGUGGCGGCAAUCAUUCAAGCGCAGGGCCGUUGGGAUCGAUCCCUGGCCGGGCUGGCAGGUUUUGAUGCAGCGCUGGUCGGUCACAUGGGCCCGCUGUCACCGCCCGAUCUGAAGCCCGACCUGAAGCCGGACAUUUCGCUGCUGAACGGAAGUGGCGGUGGACCGUUCUCGCCCGGCAACAACUGUGGCCCGGGCAGCCCGGGCAGUGGCGGCUUCAACUCGGUCGUCCUGCAGCAACAGAAUGCGCUCGUUGUGGGUGGGGCACUCGGAAAUGGGACGGGACAGCAGAAUCUGCUCGUUGGAGGUGGUUCCCAGCAACAGCAGCAGCAGCAGCAGCAGGGAAGCAAUGGAGGUGGAGGUGGCAGUGGACCGAACACUCCCUCCAACAUCACGCAGCAGUACCCGCCCAACCAUCCGCUCAGCGGCUCGAAGCAUCUCUGCUCGAUCUGUGGCGAUCGGGCCAGCGGCAAACAUUACGGUGUCUAUAGCUGCGAGGGAUGCAAAGGAUUCUUCAAGCGAACGGUACGCAAGGACCUGUCGUACGCGUGCCGGGAGGAUAAAAACUGUACGAUAGACAAACGCCAAAGAAACCGCUGCCAGUACUGCCGGUACCAGAAAUGUUUGGCCUGCGGCAUGAAGCGCGAAGCGGUCCAGGAGGAACGGCAGCGCAGCUCCAAAUUUUCGAUGAAGUCCGAAGAAAUCAACUCGACCAGCUCGGUGCGGGACGUUGUGGUUGAUCGGUUCCUCGAGGCUGAGCAGAUCGGCGAACAGAAGAGUGGCGACAAUGCCAUACCAUACCUGCGCGUUGGCCAGAAUUCUAUGAUUCCAUCAGAGUACAAGGGCGCCGUAUCGCAUUUAUGUCAGAUGGUGAACAAGCAGAUCUACCAGCUAAUCGAGUUUGCCCGACGGCUGCCAAACUUUUCGAAUCUGCCACGCGAGGACCAGGUGACGUUGCUGCGCAGCGGCUGGAACGAGAUGCUGAUUGCGUCCGUCGCCUGGCGAAGUAUGGAGUAUAUUGAAACGGAACGGCCACCGGACGGCAGAAACGAUGGCCGCGUUACUAUCCGGCAGCCGCAGCUGAUGUGCUUGGGACCGAACUUUACGCUGCACCGGAACAGUGCCCAGCAGGCCGGCGUCGACUCCCUGUUCGAUCGCAUCCUGUGCGAGCUGGCGAUCAAAAUGAAAAGACUGGACGUGAACCGGGCCGAGCUGGGCAUACUGAAGGCGAUCAUACUGUUCAACUCCGAUAUACGGGGCCUAAAGUGUCGGAAGGAGAUCGACCAGAUGCGGGAGAAAAUUUACGCCUGCCUGGACGAGUACUGCAAAACGCAACACCCGUCGGAGGAUGGCCGGUUCGCGCAGCUGCUGCUACGGUUGCCCGCCCUCCGCUCGAUCAGCCUCAAGUGCAUCGAUCAUCUGAACUUCCUGCGAUUGCUCGGCGACAAGCAGCUCGAUAACUUCAUCAUCGAGAUGCUGGACACGCCGUUGUAGGCGGAACUGCGUAUGUCUCCCGAUCGGCACAGCUCGCCGCCGGACGCGUUCGCCCGAGCCGCGCGAGAUGGUGAUGGGGAGCCAGGGACCGUGCUCCUGCUGUCGACCCUGGUGCAGAUGCUGCUGAGAGAGACGGGACUGUUUCUUCUGCUGCUGACGCUGGCAUUUCUCAAAGUGUUACUUUCGCGGGCGUAAACAGAACAAAACUCGUCCGCGCGUGGUGGCUGGCACUAAGCGAGCGAACGAGCGGCAGAACAGACAGGCGUUAUGAAUUAUUUUCAUAACUGUUUGUAUGCUUAGCAGGCAACAACACACAUUUUACACUUUAGUUUUUUUUAUGUUAGCAAAUUAAUUGCCACGCACCUUUCCCUUCGUUGGGAAAUACCAGAUUCCGGGCGUAGCUGUAAUGAUCCUUUUGUUUUGUAUGAAAAUCAAACCGCUGGGGCUGGGCACCAGAAGUGAAACGAUGAUAAUGAGACAGUAAUGAACUUUCGAUGCAAAAAUAAAAAAAAAAACACACAGAAACAUAAGAAAGUAUAGUAAUACGUUUAAAAUAUGCUUUUCGUCAUCCCUCCCAUAGUAAAGAGAAUGCACUUGUUGAAGCGAUAGCGGGGGGAGAGCAAGGAUCAUCGAAUCGGUCGGCGACCCAAAAGCGAAUUGCGUGCGAAGCGAGCGUGAGCAAUACACAAGCGCACUUGCCCCGGGCACACGUAAAGUGUGCAACAAGACGCUGAACUGGAAGAAACAAGCUAAACGAACAACACACAUUACAAAACGAUAUGGUGCAAAUAGAUUUUAUCAACACUCAACACUUAAUCCCUUUUACCAAGUAAGUCUACAUAGCUGUAAAGUGAUAGGGAAUGGGGAACAUUUACGAGACGGAUAGAGUGAGAGUGAGAGAACCAUCACAGACAGACGUUUGUGUGGGUUAAGCAAGGGAAAUAAAAUAUAUAAACACUCAUUUCCCGCUGCUCUGGCCACACUUUUAAGCCAGGAGUAAUGGAAAGUAAGUGAAAUGGAGUAGUGUGACAGCAUAGAACAUUAGAUUUUUGUUUGCCUAGAGUAAGGGAUGCAAAUUAUUAUAACCAUCCGAUAAAUGCAUUGCACGAUAAAACAAAACCCCCGUACUGAUAGAAGGAAACCGAUUCUCUGGUUUUAGAUCGUUGUUUAGCUACACUGAUGUAUGUUAAAAUGCUACUUGCAAAAUCAUCUCUCUACUAUGCCGCAUUUCAUUACACUCUCGUUUUGCUGCAGUGCUCACUCUCUAGUGGCUAAUCUCACUAGAUCUCAUGACACGAUGCUAGGGGAAAGAUGUUAAAAAUAUACUUAACCAUGCAUAAGAUGAAUAUGCAUUUCUCCUACAGAGGUUUUGCUUUGCUCUUUCUUUUCUUGUUUUCUUUAGUUUGUUAGCACUUUAAAGGCAGGCCGCGCGGGAAAGUUGUUGUGGGUAAAGCGGCACACACACACUUGCCCUUGAGUGAUGUAUCCCGUCGUAACUCAUGAUGCAUCUGUUUGUUGUGUAUUUAUAUAAGUAUUGCUCUGCCUGUGCAAAUUCGUUUUAAUCACAGCGACAAGUAAGAAAGUGAACAGCCUGUGCUCGCUAUCGCCACGAGAGGCAGACCACAGCGAUGAGCAAGCAAUUGCACACAGUACACAAUUCUAGAAACGCUCUCAAGCAAACCACAGCACAUAAAUGAUGGGAAGAAAUGACACAAGCUGCUGAAUGUGAAAGAGAUCUAUUUAUUAAUGUUUAAAUGCGCUGAUAUGAACAGCCACUGUUGUAAUAAUCCUUCCUUUGGCAGUAAAGUAACGUUUGCUUCCUUCUGUCCCAUGGUCCCUUUCACUUUGCGCGCACAGUUCCACAUCCCCAUGAAAUGCCCCAUGCAUACAUAUAUACCUGCAAAACGCGGAGCUUGAGUGAUUGUCCUGUAGUGAUGUAAGAGGUAGUGUUUCUUUCCUCCCUGUAGAAUUUAAUUAGCAAACACCCAUGUGCAAAUGCAACACGUUCUGUAAAUCGAACACUGCGGAAAAGGGAUCAGGCACAGCAUAAUAACGGCCAGGAAUGGGAUAAAGGUAGAAUGUUGGUAGCAGUUUACUUACAGGUUUUGUUGCUGAAUGAUGUAGAGAGAUGAUAGGAAUGGUUAUAGAAACUAGAAGUUGGUAACGAUGCAGGGAAAAUGAUAUAAUGUUUGUUUGUUAGGUUGUUGUUUUGCAAGAUGAAAAAAGAAAGAAAAGAAAAUAUAUACGCAACAACCAAUAAUGGUGUGGGAUUAAGUGCAAGAGAAAAAAAACAAGGUAAAGUUCGCAUCAGGCGAAAUUACCACCAUUUAGAAUGUGUGUGUGUGUUCCUCAGGAAAGAGCAGCAAAAUUGCUAAUCGAAUGUAAAAGAUAGCAGAAAAGUGAAACGACAGUGAAAAGAACAGGGUAAAUAUAUUGUGUAGCAAAGCAGGGAAACGGAAAUGGCAAAAGUGCGAACAGUGCAGAAGUGUACGACGGAUAGAUGAAACUAAUUUAUAUAUUUGUAAGCAUUUCUCAAAUGUAAUAAAAGAAGACACACAAAACACGACAGAAUCAAAAAUGUAAGAACAAAUGUAGAGCAAAAAAAAACGAUGAACAAACCAUUAAGCACGAGCACCAACCCCAUACCUUGCACUGAACCAUGGGUUCCGCAAGAGCAAGAGAUCGGAACAGUCACGUUUGAAGGGAGGAAGCAUCAUCGGGGGGGAUUGGUAUUAGUGAAUAAGGUAUGAUCGUAGGCACACUGUGCCACGCAUUUGGUACCUAAUACUAUGCAAAUGUUUAAAAGAAAAUAAAA